AUGGCCUAUAAACCUCGAAAGAAUGGAACUCUACAAAAGGGCCAGUCGCCGGGGCCCACAAAGGCAGUCACACCGAAAAAGACGAGCUACGCAUCAGAAGGAGUAACAGACAACGAUGUCUUCCUCCUUCCCGUAUCCGACUACCAGCUCAUGGGGCUGUUGACGAUGCUCGCUGCGGUGGUGCGGCUGUUCCGGAUCUACCAGCCCUCAAGUGUAGUCUUCGAUGAGGUUCACUUCGGUGGUUUUGCAACCAAGUACAUCAAGGGAAAAUUCUUUAUGGACGUCCACCCGCCUUUGGCUAAAUUGCUCAUCACACUCGCCGGUUGGGCCGCCGGGUUCAAGGGUGAUUUCGACUUCAAAGAUAUCGGAAAGGAUUAUCUGGAGCCAGGCGUCCCCUAUGUUGCGAUGCGCAUGUUACCCGCAAUUCUUGGUGUCCUUACGAUCCCUACUAUCUUCCUCACCCUGAAAGCUGCCGGAUGCAAGACGAUUACAGCUUCGUUGGGAGCGGCCCUGCUCAUUUUUGAGAACGGCCUGGUCACACAAUCCCGACUGAUUCUGCUCGAUUCUCCAUUGGUAAUUUGCACUGCUUUUACUGCUCUGGCAUGGACUUGCUUCAGCAACCAGCACGAACUCGGUCCUGAACGAGCGUUUGAUGCCAGUUGGUGGUUCUGGCUAGCUGCAACAGGUCUCGGUCUAGGAGCGACUGUCAGCGUCAAAUGGGUUGGCCUCUUCACGAUUGCUUGGGUCGGCAGCUUGACCGCGUUGCAACUGUGGCUCCUGCUCGGUGACACUGUCAAUGUCCCAGCGAGAAAGUGGUUCAAGCACUUGUUUGCUCGGAUCUUCUGCUUGAUCGUCAUUCCGGUUGCAUUUUAUGUCGGCAUGUUUGGCAUCCACUUCCUGUGUCUAGUCAACCCUGGCGAUGGUGAUGGAUUCAUGUCCUCUGAAUUUCAAGCCACGCUCAACAAUAAGGGCAUGGCCGAUACCCCUGCGGAUGUGGCUUUUGGUAGCGAGGUAUCUAUCAGGCAUCACAACACACAGGGAGGCUACCUUCAUUCUCACUCUCACAUGUACCCCGGUGGUAGCAAACAGCAACAGGUCACACUAUACCCACACAAAGAUGAAAACAAUGUUUUCCUCCUUGAAAAUCAAACCCAACCAAUCACCGCAGAUAACAUCACUAUUCCUGGGCCUCAGGCUUGGGGCAAUCUCACUGACGGCCCUCAAUGGAUCAAAGACGGCGACGUUAUUAGGCUCUACCACACCAUGACUCACCGACGCAUUCAUUCUCAUGAUGUUCGACCUCCGAUCACCGAAGCAGAGUGGCAGAACGAAGUGACUGCUUAUGGUUAUGAAGGCUUUGAAGGCGAUGCCAAUGACCUCUUCCGAGUUGAGAUUGUCAAGUCCAUGUCUGACGGCGAGGAGGCUAAAGAGAGACUGCGAACCAUCCAGACAAAGUUCAAGCUCGUGCACAUCAUGACUGGCUGUGUUUUGUUCUCCCAUAAAGUCAAACUCCCGGAUUGGGGUUUCGAGCAACAGGAGGUCACUUGCGCUAAAGGCGGAACGCUGCCAAACAGCGUUUGGUACAUUGAACAAAACUUCCAUCCUCAGCUGGAUGAAACAGCUGAAAAGGUUAACUACCGGAAUCCCGGUUUCUUGGGCAAAUUCUGGGAGUUACAGAAGGUGAUGUGGAAGACCAACGCAGGCCUGGUCGAGUCACAUGCCUGGGAUUCUAGACCUGGUUCAUGGCCAAUCUUGCGACGUGGUAUCAAUUUCUGGGGCAAAGACCAUCGCCAGAUCUACCUUCUUGGGAAUCCUGCGAUCUGGUGGUCGUCCACCCUCGCCAUCCUGACAUAUGUUGUCUUCAAGGGGAUUGCUGUCCUUCGAUGGCAGCGAAGCUGCAACGACUAUUCAAAUGUCACUUUCAAGCGAUUUGACUACGAAAUCGGCCAGACUGUAUUGGGCUGGGCGCUGCACUAUUUCCCGUUCUACCUCAUGGCGAGACAACUGUUCUUGCAUCACUAUUUCCCAGCACUCUACUUCGCCAUUAUUGCGAUGUGCCAGAUCUUCGAUUUUGCUGCGAACCGGAUUGCUUCCCUCGGUUUGAAACAGCGUCCUGAAAUCGGUCGUGCUGUAGCAGUUCUUUUUGUCGCGUUCGCUGUUGGAGUGUUCACUCUCUACGCGCCCCUCGCGUACGGGAACACUUGGACGCAAGAUCAAUGCAGGGCAGUCAAGCUCUUCGACACAUGGGACUUUGAUUGCAAUACCUUUUACCACGAUUACUCUCAGUAUGCUGAAUCCCAGCCGAAUGUAGGGGGUGCCACUCCCACAGUCCCUUCAGCACAAGUUGCUUCGACACGAAAAGAUGACCCAUCGGCGGUGACUCCACAAGCUGCUGAACCCAAUGUCGUUGGCCUAGAAGAGCGCGUGGAAUACCGUGACCAAGAUGGAAACUUGUUGGACGAGGAGCAAGUCCAAGCCCUACUGAAUGAAGGAAAAGCUUCGUUCCAGACUAGAUACGAAACAAGAACACGACUUGUUGACGAAGAGGGCAACGAAAUUAACCCGUCGGGUGUUGCGCCAGACCAUCCUGACGUCGAAGGCCAAAAUCCUUCAACGAGGGGCGUACCCGAAGAGCAGGCCAAGAACAAGCCUGCGGAAGCCAACGCUGGAGGGUCAGCAAAGGUAGAUCAGGGGGAUGAGAGUAAAGCAAAGCCUGCGAGCGAUGCUAGCGAGGCGACAAAGUGA
Exophiala spinifera is the source of this 2745-nucleotide messenger RNA. RefSeq lists its product as uncharacterized. Gene Ontology annotation, biological process: protein O-linked glycosylation via mannose. The record is from RefSeq and is a predicted model, not a curated record. Gene Ontology annotation, molecular function: dolichyl-phosphate-mannose-protein mannosyltransferase activity. Gene Ontology annotation, cellular component: membrane; endoplasmic reticulum. The coding region runs from base 1 to 2745 and encodes 914 amino acids. The transcript is spliced from 3 exons. NCBI's taxonomy places the organism in Eukaryota, Fungi, Ascomycota, Eurotiomycetes, Chaetothyriales, Herpotrichiellaceae.